Molecule: messenger RNA, 5148 nt
Organism: Vollenhovia emeryi
Lineage: Eukaryota; Metazoa; Arthropoda; Insecta; Hymenoptera; Formicidae
Product: NADPH-dependent diflavin oxidoreductase 1-like
Exons: 14
Coding region: 735-4163 (1142 amino acids)
Biological process (GO): nucleoside transmembrane transport
Cellular component (GO): cytosol; membrane
Molecular function (GO): flavin adenine dinucleotide binding; NADPH-hemoprotein reductase activity; FMN binding
Source: RefSeq, a predicted model, not a curated record
UUCGUCAACGUGAUCGCGGGACUGCUCCCGCGUAUCUGUCGGCCAGCUGUUGCAAACGCCACGGAAGGUUUUCCCCGCGUUGCUGCACGGUGCCCUCCACGUGUUAAAUACGUCGCUUAACUUUUUCCACGUUUCCGCAGAUCAUUAAGCUAAUACGACAACGAGACAUAAAUACAAAGAAUGCGACUGAUGUGACGAAUAUUAAGUCCCACUUGUUUGUUUUAUCUUCGCGCACUUUCGAUUUAAUCUUGGUUUAAUUCACGUUUGUCCCUUUCUAGAGUAACAGUCGGGAAGAGACAAAAAACGAAUUAAGCCGAGCUUGAAGCUUGGUCGGUUUCAUGUUCCACGUUUCCUCAGAUCGUCAUUAAGAUAAUGCAGCGACAGAACGUGAAUACAAAGAAUGCAACUGAUGUGGCGAAUAUAAAGCUCUAUUUGUUCGUUUUAUUUUAGCGCACUUUGGAUCGACGCAAUUGAAGGAUUCGGAGCGAUUGAACGUCUUCGCCGAGUUCGCACUGAGCUAGUUGGAUGUUACAGCUGCGACGCUGUCGAUCGUCCCCGGAACCGUUUGAGGAAACAACGUUACGACCGUCCCUCUUCUCCCUUUCAUUGCCAGGCGUUUUAUUUUAAGUAUACGAAGUGUAUGCGGCUUGACAGCUAAAGAGAAUGCACUGUAUUGUCUGCUUGUAACGGCAUCGCCGUUGAAAUCAGCCAAGACACCUCGGUAACAUUGACCGAUGCCCGUCGCCGCCGAUAAGCUUAUCCAAUCGCAACGUGACAGAAUCGCGAUGACGAAAAUGGACGAAAUGGUUAUCCGGGUGCUGUACGGAAGCGAGACCGGAACCGCUCAAGACGUCGCCGAGCAGAUCUGGAAGAGCGCCAAAAGAAAAGGAUUGCGAAGCACCGUAUCAUCUUUGGAUGACUACGACAUUCAUAAUCUCCCUUCCGAACACCUAAUCGUCUUCGUUGUCGCAACGACUGGACAAGGAGAUCCUCCAGUCAACAUGAAACAGUUCUGGCGACAUUUGUUACGCAAGAACCUUCCAGCAACCGUGCUUCAAAAUCUCAACUACGGCGUACUUGGAUUGGGCGAUAGUUCAUAUUCAAAAUUCAACUUUGCUGCGAAGAAACUAAAUAAACGCCUUGCACAAUUAGGUGGCAAAGAGUUGCUGUCUAUUGGACUUGCUGAUGAUCAGCACAAUCUGGGAAUUGAUGCUGUGGUUGAUCCCUGGAUCAAAAAAUUGUGGGAAGAGAUUGUAAAUGUGUUCGACAUUUCGAUAGAAGAGAAAGUAAAUGAAGAAAAUUUAAUAAUUGAGAGAUAUAGCGUUUCUGUAAUAGAAAUGAAUCGAUUAAAUCCGAUAUGUAUUGACAAACAGUAUAUAGACAGUCCGUAUCAAUCAAAUACUGACAUCUAUGCACAAGAAACAUCCAUAAAUAGCGAUGUUAGAAUAGGAAUAAUAGCUGAAAAUAUAAGAACUACCUCCGAGGAUCACUUUCAAGAUGUUAGAUUGAUAACAAUCCAAGCGGAUAAUAUUAAAUACGAUCCCGGAGACGUUAUCUACAUUAGACCAAAGAAUACUGCAGAACAGGUAAAACGAUUUUUCGAUAUAUUACACGAACAUGACAUAAAACUGUUCCCAGAUACAGUGAUUCAAAUAUCGGAGAAAGAAAUAAAGGUUCCGUUCGUUUUAAAACGAAAUUUAACUUUAAGGGAGAUCGUUGAGCAAUACUGGGACCUGAACUUCAAGCCAAGAAGAUCUACCAUGUACACUUUAUCUCUUAUCAGCGAAAAUGAAUUGGAGAGAGAAAAACUGUGCGAAUUUGCCAGUCCGAUUGGGCAAGAAGAACUUUAUGAUUACAUAAACAGACCGAGAAGAAAUAUUUUGGAAGUUCUCACAGAUUUCCCUCACACGACCAGUAAAAUGAACAUUAAAUUACUGUUUGAAAUCAUGUCGCCAAUAAAGCCACGUCCUUACAGCAUUGCCUCCAGCCUAGCAGCUACUCCAAACAGCAUACAAGUCUUGGUAGCCGUAGUUAAAUUUAAAACUAGAUUGAUAGAGCCAAGAUUUGGGAUAUGUUCAAAGUGGCUGGCAAGUUUAAACAAUAACGACAAGGUGAUAUUUUGGCUGCAGAAGGGAACUUUCCGAUUUGAUAACGACAAGCCGAUGAUUUUGAUUGGUCCUGGAACUGGAGUGGCUCCGUUUAGAUCUUUGCUCUUGGAGAGAGCAAAGAAAGAGAAAGAGCUGAAAGAAUGCGUCCUGUUCUUUGGAUGCAGGAACGAGAAUAAGGAUUACCAUUGUAGGGGGGAUUUUGAACGUUUAUCGAGGGAGAAUAAUCUGAAAGUGUUCUGCGCGUUUUCCAGAGACCAGGAUCAUAAAACAUAUGUGCAACAUCUUAUCCGUCAACGGAGGGAGCUAUGCUGGCAAUUUUUAGAAAACAGUGGUAGUAUUUAUCUAGCGGGAAAUUCUAAAAAUAUGCCGGACAAUGUGCGCGACGAAUUUGUUAGUGUAGCGAAAGAAGUCGGUAAAAUGACGAAAGAGCAAGCAGAAACGUUUGUUAAGCAUUUAGAGAAGAGCAAUCGAUACCAAACGGAAACUUGGGACGGGGACGAGAUCUUAUUACCGAAGUCGCCGUCGAAGUCAAUAGCGUUUGAGGAAUCUCCCUCUUUAUCUUGCGUAGCGGAAAAAGAGAUCAACAAAGAAGGGAAAAUGGCGGGCACUUACACGAAGAAGGAAUUCGGUGUGGGGCCGGAGGAGCAGACUCUUCUCAAAGACUCCAAUGGGACCCGCAUCGUACCUUCGAAAGGUUCAGAACCUGUACGUCUUUCACCAGGAUGGGAAGGUACUGGUAGACCCGACGACGAAUUGAAUUUUAAAGGCGUCACAAUGGAUCAAGCAGAUCUUGAAUUGAAUCCUCCUAAAGAUAGAUUAAACUUAGUAUUUUUCAUAUUAAUACUUCAUGGAAUCGGUGCCUUGAUGCCAUGGAAUAUGUUUAUAACAGCGAAAGAUUAUUUUGUCAGUUACAAAUUGUCUAAGGAAUACACUGGUGUAGAUACAACCUCCUAUUCGACGAAUUUCCUUCCAUACCUGGGAUUUGCUUCACAAAUACCGAAUCUGUUGUUUAACUGGUUGAAUGUAUUUUUACAAUUGGGAGGAAACUUGACUACGCGCAUAGUAUGGAGUAUCUUUGUUCUGGUCUUGAUAUUUGUCUUCACUGUUGUCUUGGCAAUGACUGACAGUUCUGGUUGGCCCGACAUAUUCUUCUGGGUUACCAUGGUAUCUGUUGUUAUAUUAAAUACUGCCAAUGGCAUUUACCAGAACUCAGUGUUUGGAAUGGCAGCGAAAUUACCCAUUAAAUACACGGGCGCCGUUGUUUUAGGCACGAACAUCAGUGGAACUUUUACAGCCAUAAUAAGCUUCCUAGCUCAAAUAAUGGCUCCAAACGCGCGCACCGCCGCCAUAUAUUACUUCAUCACGGCUUUGUUCAUUCUCCUGGCUUGCUUUGACACAUACUUUGCACUUCCAAUUAACAGGUUUUAUCGAUAUCACGAGCUUCUUCAUCAGAAAGAGUCGAAUAAAAGACAAUUAGAGAAUAGUUCGAGAGGAAAGUAUAACCCAGCCUAUUGGACAGUGUUCAAAGCGUGUUUCCCACAAUGCUUCAACACAUUUUUAAUUUUCUUCGUAACUUUAUCGAUUUUCCCAUCUGUCCAAUCUGACAUACGUGCUUCAGAUGAUAAAUUUGUGAUUCCACCCGAGUAUUAUAGUAGUGUUAUGUGCUUUUUAACGUUCAAUAUCACUGCCAUGCUCGGAAGCUCAAUCGCGUCACUUGUUCAAUGGCCGAGCAAGAAGUAUCUGGUAAUUCCAGUGAUUCUACGAUUUGCUUACAUACCGUUGUUCUUGUUGUGCAAUUAUCAACCGACUGGCACGGAAAGAAUAUUACCAAUACUUAUAAAAAAUGAUUGGGUGUUUUGGGUAAUCGCUGUUACUAUGGGCCUUAGUAGCGGCUAUCUCUCAUCAUUAUCGAUGAUGUAUUGCCCCAGAAUGGUAGAUUCGCAAUACGCUUCGACGGCCGGCAUGUUUGGUGCCGCAUCUUUGAUCACGGGGAUUUUCACGGGAAUUCUAUUUUCUAUGGCGAUGCCUUUUCUCGUGGCCAACGUGACAUUCUGAUCGUUUCGAAGUUAAGAUUCAGCAUUGCCAUAUGCUUAUAUUAACUCAGGAGCUAGAACAAAGAUUUGGAGAUUAAGAGUGCACAGUUUAUCUUCCGCAAUUACAAAUUAAAAUAAUAUGAAAUAACAAUUUAAGAACUUGAAAAAAUAAUAUCGAAGAGGAAAGGUAAAGUUACUUUUAAGAACAGCGAAAGAGAGGGGGGAGGGAGGAAAAUAAUAUUUCAGAAACGGAAAGUUUACUUUCUUCGAUACAAAUAAGAGAAAUGUUUUGGAGGAUGCUCGUUUGCUUAUAUAUACGUUAAACACAUACAUAUAUAUAUAUCUAAUAUAAAAUUCCUUAAAUAACAGAUUAUAAAAACAAACUUUUAAUUAACUAAAAGCAGUUUGAAGUAAUGCGUGUUUUUUAUAAGUGUGUGGCUUGGAGUUUCUAUUGAUUAAUUAUUUUUUAAGUCCCGUUAAUAGGAGAAAUAGAUACAAAAGUAAAUUAAGACCAUGUAAAGUGCAUUAAUGAUACGAUCUGAUCGUCUUACAACAGAUUUGUAUAAGAGAUACCGGAAUCCAUGGUUUUACGAGGAUUAUAGUAACUAAUUUUACUACCGCCCCUAUUACUAAUACCGGACCAAUAAGCCUUAUUAAUAAAAGAAGCUGCGCGGCGCUUCAGUUUUCGUAUCGUUCGAAUAGAAAUAGAAUUGCUAAAUCAUUAAAUUUAUCCGAAAGAAUCACAUAUUUAAAUCUACAAUUCGUCGCGCGUUUAACGUUAACCGUAAUGUUGAUUUAUUACGAUUACAUUUAAGAGAGAAUGAAAACAUUUCACAAUAUAAAUAUGAAAUGUUCUCUCGUGCAGCGUUAAACACGCAACGAAAAUAUACCUUAAUAGAUAAGCAUUACAUCUUGAAAUAGAGUUUACGCUAAAGUUGUCAUGCUGAAUUUUCCUGCACAGAAUAUUUCAUUUUAUAUAAAUCUAAUUGUAGCAUAAAAUUAUUUUU